GGGCGCGUCUGGCGCGUGUACAAUCCGACACAAAACCCUCGAGAAGAACUUGUUGAACAUUUUAGAAGGGUACGUCAACUUGUCACCGUUUACCUAGCCGUUUCGUUUUCAACCUUUUGAUGAGCAUUGUCACUAGGUAGUUCCAAGGCGACGUUCUUGCCAAGGAAAUUUGGAAGGAAAAAUUUCAAUGGAGAUGAGCUCAGCUGAUGAGAUCAUGCCUUAUUAAGGCCAUGGUGUUCUAUUUUUGCCGCAAAUAAAGAGAGUCAAGGUGUGCUGCAUUUGCGGCAAAGGGAAACUUUUCUCACGUCUAUUAAUGACUGGAAUGGAAGAACCGACUGAACGUAAGGGUGAAGGGGAUGGCGAUUCUGACUACGAUGAGGAUUUGGCCAUACCUGAGGAAUCGUUGAUGACAUCACCUGAUGGAGGUGAAGUGACAGUUACAGCAUCUGAUGGAGUUGACACAAGUUCUUCUUUGCAGGCUUUGCCUUUUCAGUCUUUGUAUGACACUCCAUUGAAAUUUAAGUCACCUCAGCGAAUGGUUUUCAUUCCUGGCAAGGAAAUAGCUGUGGAUAUUAUCAAUAAUGAAAGAACUGUGACGACACAUCUUUUAAAUCCCAACUUGUAUACCAUACAAUUUCAACAUGGUGAUUUUACUUGGACUGUUCAAAAGCGGUAUAAGCAUUUCCAUCACUUACAUAAUCAGUUAAAAAUUUUCAGGACUUCUUUGAAAAUUCCCUUUCCUUCUAAAACUCACAAAGAGAGAAGAGCAAGUUUCAAACAUGAUUACCAAGGGCGAAAUAGGGGAAAAUCUAAAAGCUCUCUGCCAAGGUUCCCUAGCAAGCCAGAUGCUUUGCUGAGAUAUGACCAAGUUGAGAGAAGAAUAUCUGAGCUCACCGAGUACUUACGGAACCUUCUCAGAAUCAAUAUCUAUCGUAAUCACCAUGAAACAGCUAACUUUUUGGAGGUGAGUUCUCUCUCAUUUGUUAAAGAGUUGGGUGUUAAAGGUAAAGAAUCACUGAUCAAGAAAAGGACAGGUAGUACCCAACCAGGAAGAGCAGGAUGCAACUGCUGUGGGCUGCUUGAUUCUGUCAUUUGUGUCAGGUGCAGUUACUUGUGUACUGAUAUUUGUGGGAGGUGGCGGAACCGUUGGUUGGUAUGCAAGGAUACUUUUUUAUGUUAUAUCAGUCCUAAAGAUGGUAGAGUACGAUCUGUUAUUCUCAUUGACUCUGGUUUUGAAGUUUCGUCCGGGGUAUAUACCUCAGGACUUCACCGAGGAUUGGUUGUCAUUACACAUAGCAGACAAGUUGCUAUUAAAUGUGAUACAAGGAGAGAAAGUAAGGAAUGGAUGGCCUUUCUUCGAGACAUUUCUUACAACCAAGCUCAUGAGUUCAUCCAACGGAAUCGAAUGGGUUCCUUUGCCCCUGUGCGUAUGGACACUCAAGCCUCAUGGUUUGUUGAUGGAUCCUCUUACAUGGCAGCUGUUGCUGAUGCAAUGGAAAGUGCUAAAGAGGAAAUCUUCAUUGCUGAUUGGUGGCUAAGUCCAGAAAUAUAUAUGAAAAGACCAGCUAUUGAUGGAGAACACUGGAGAUUGGAUAAAAUUAUUCAGCGUAAAGCAGCUCAAGGGGUGAAAAUUUUUGUAUUGUUGUACAAAGAGGUACAAUAUGCCCUUGGUAUCAAUAGUUACUACAGCAAACAGUGCCUUGUCAAAGGGCAUUCUGAAAACAUCAAGGUUCUCAGACAUCCUGAUCAUGCUAAAGCUGGGGUAUUUUUGUGGGCUCAUCAUGAGAAGAUUGUAGUGGUUGACCAAACAUAUGCCUUUGUUGGAGGCAUAGAUCUGUGCUAUGGAAGAUGGGAUGAUCAUCACCAUAGACUGGUUGAUUUGGGAAGCAUAUCACAAAAUUCAAGAAAUAGUUGUGGGUUUCGAAGCAGCCAAACAUCAAGCAGACCCAGUGGAAAUGUUCAACCCCUUAUGUCUCUGGCUGCGUCUGCAAAUGCUGUGGGUGCUGGCUUAAUCAAUGCCACUGCUAACAAUAAAGCAGAUGAUGGAUAUUCUAAUCCAGAUGUUUUACCGCAACAAGAGCAACAGAUGCCAAUUCUUACAGAAGAGGACCUUGUUAUGGCCUCUCAAGUUCCUGAAAACAUAAAAAGAAACACCCCGGAGAUGCAAAGAAAGAAUAUCUUAGUAAAGAUGAAAACUCGUGGAAAAGACAUUUUAAAUAAGUUUCAUGUUGGUGAUGACAAUGCAGGAUUUACUGCUAGUACAGACCUAGCUACAAAUUCAAAUGAUCAUUCAGUAUCUUACACUCAUGGCAUCCAAAAGCAGACUAAUGUAAACUUUAAUUCAGAUUUUAUAGGUGCUGAAAAACCAGUGUAUGUUGAACCUCAACCUGAAAAAAAGAAAGGAAUAAAAACGAAGACCAAUGGUAAUUCUUUUAUUGAUGGACUGAGCGGAUCAGCAAAAUUAUGGAUUGGAAAAGAUUAUGUAAACUUUAUAGUUAAGGAUUUUAACAAUUUGGAUCUACCCUAUCAAGACUUUAUUGAUCGAUCAACCACACCUCGAAUGCCAUGGCAUGACAUUGGUGCCCUUGUGCUAGGUGCAGCUGCCAGAGAUGUUGCGAGGCAUUUUAUUCAAAGGUGGAAUGCAGUUAAGACGGAGAAAGCAAAGCUAAACCACAUGUAUCCCUGUCUGCUUCCAAAAUCAUAUCAAGAUUUGAGAUUGAAUCCACAUGUGAAGCCUUUUGAUGGAUCUUCAUUAUAUAAUGUUGAUUGCCAGGUUCUUCGAAGUGUGAGCAGCUGGAGUGCAGGAUUUUUGGACUCUGAGCUAGUUGAGCAGAGCAUUCAUGAAGCAUAUGUAGAUGUCAUAAACAAAGCAAAGCACUAUGUUUAUAUAGAAAAUCAAUUUUUUAUAACUCAGGGUACCAAUGCUGCAUCUGUUGUGCGAAAUCAAGUGGGUGAUGCCCUGUUCAAAAGGAUUCUAAGGGCUUAUAAAGAAGGAAGCAUUUUUCGUGUGUUUGUUGUUAUGCCUCUUCUUCCUGGAUUUGAAGGGGAGGUGGGCCAGAGCACUGGAACUGCUCUUCAUGCUAUCACACAUUGGAAUUACUCCUCUAUCUGCAGAGGAAAGGACUCAUUGGUGCAACGGCUGAAGGAUGCUGGUAUAAGAGACACUGAAGAGUAUAUCUCAUUCUUUGGGCUACGAAACCAUUCCAUUUUGCAAGGUGGUAUGGUAACUGAACUUAUUUAUGUUCAUUCAAAGCUUUUGAUAGCUGAUGAUGCAAUUGUAAUUUGUGGAUCCGCAAACAUCAAUGAUCGUAGUUUAGUUGGGAAAAGGGACUCAGAAAUCGCUGUUUACAUUCAGGAUAGAGACUUUGAUCCAUGUACUAUGGCCCAUGAAGAUUAUGUUUCUGGGCGCUAUGCAGGAUCAUUGCGACGUCAUUUGUUCAGUGAACACCUUGGGUUGCUGGAUUCGGAUAGAAAUGUAAAUAUAAGUGAUCCUGCAAGUGAUUUCUUCUACCGUGAGGUUUGGCUGCAGACUGCUGUUGAAAAUACUGCCAUCUAUGAGGAGGUAUUCCAUUGUAUUCCAUCAAAUCAAGCUAAUAGCUUUGCAUCAUUGAAGAAAUAUCAAGAAGAAAUACCUCUUUCCCACUCUGAUCCAGUAGCAGCUAUGAAGAAACUUGAAGGAAUCAAGGGGCAUCUUGUAAAAUUGCCACUUGAGUUUUUAGCUAAUGAGGUUCUAACACCAAAUCCAAGUACUGUCACUGGAAUGAUGCCAACCUCACUCUGGACAUAAGUUCACAGUUAAUAUUAAGUCAGAUCAAUUAUUAUGAUCUCUACGCAUGUUUCAACUGUUAACCAUACGGACACCAGUUUGCUCUGUGGGAAAUGCAUUUAUAGGGCUGGAAACCUUCCUCGUUUUUUACUAUUUUGUUUCUUUUGCAUUGAAUUCCAUUCAAGUUUCCUUUCUAUGACAAAAGUCUUUGUUGUUGUUUACAUAACACUCUCUUUUAAAUGUUUUAUUUCUGUUUGUUUGUUAUAUGGUUAAGUUUUCUCAUGUGUGCACUUUCUUGGUGCAACUGCCUUCUCUUUAUUUAGUAUGCCAAAGAGGCAACAUGUGUGGCAGGCAGCUACUGAGCCUGUCUUUUCAGUACUUGACAAAAUCAGUAUUUUUGAAUGGAUGCAUUGCAUUCAUGUUAACCUUGAUGUAAUGAGCCUCGGGUCUAUUGCCCUAAGACAUUUAUUUCAUUUGCUUCAUUCCAUUCUUGCCAUGACUAUGUACUAUUAUACUAAGAAUUGAUCAAUGCGUGGCGUUAAGGAUUGUAGUACUUGUAUGGUACAAUGACUCCUGUAAGUAUGAACUUUUAGAGCUUUAAAUUAACAUGUUGCUUAUUACCUUUGUUGUGUGCUUGAUUAUAUAUUUUAAUAAAAUGUUAAUAAAAAUGAAUUAUUGCA
Molecule: messenger RNA, 4446 nt
Organism: Thrips palmi
Lineage: Eukaryota; Metazoa; Arthropoda; Insecta; Thysanoptera; Thripidae
Gene: Pld
Product: phospholipase D1
Exons: 26
Coding region: 314-3787 (1157 amino acids)
Biological process (GO): cell motility; intracellular signal transduction; phosphatidic acid biosynthetic process
Molecular function (GO): phosphatidylinositol binding; D-type glycerophospholipase activity
Source: RefSeq, a predicted model, not a curated record